AUGACCACUAUACGACUCGUUCUCAUGUAUUUCUUUGGACAAAAGGACAACGGCGUCGUUAUCAAGACGGGCAGCCAGGCAAGCCGCUUAAAGCCCGGUGACUGCGUGAGCUUCUUGGGCGUCGGUACACACACCACAAAGAUCCAGGUCGAUCAUCGCGUUGUUGCACAUCUGCCUGACGCCAUAACCUUCGAGGAGGCUGCGGACUUGCUCGUUGUCCAUACCACUGCGUACCAUGCCCUUGCCAAUCUCGCUAAGUUAACGAAGGCCAAGUUGGUUCUGAUACAAGCUGUAACUGGUAGUGUGGCCCAAAUAGCUGUGUGGAUUGCGUUUCACCUGGAUAUGAGCGUCCAUGUCACCGUUGGUUGGGAAAACAAGCGGAGGCUAUUGGCUAAUACGCAUAAUCUCCUUAAGAAGCAUCGUUUCAACUCCCGCGAUGCUAGCUUCAUUAAAAGCAAGUGCCUGGCCACCCUUGGCACUUUUGUCGAGAUUGGUCUCUGCAACAUUCUCAACGAUACCCGGCUCGACACGAAACAGUUUGGAAAGAGCACGGCGUUCAAAUUCUUCAACAAGUUUACACUAUAUGAAGAGGAUGCAGCUGCGCUAAGACAGGACCUCAACGAGACCUUCAAGUUGGAAUCCUUGGCGCUAUUGAUUAUGUCGUCUAUUCUUACCUGA
This is a messenger RNA of Colletotrichum gloeosporioides, 678 nucleotides long. RefSeq names its product Reducing polyketide synthase hmp8. The coding region runs from base 1 to 678 and encodes 225 amino acids. NCBI's taxonomy places the organism in Eukaryota, Fungi, Ascomycota, Sordariomycetes, Glomerellales, Glomerellaceae. Gene Ontology annotation, molecular function: oxidoreductase activity. The transcript has 2 exons. The record is from RefSeq and is a predicted model, not a curated record.